This is a messenger RNA of Neoarius graeffei (lesser salmon catfish), 2166 nucleotides long. RefSeq lists its product as uncharacterized. Bases 259 to 1521 code for a protein of 420 amino acids. NCBI's taxonomy places the organism in Eukaryota, Metazoa, Chordata, Actinopteri, Siluriformes, Ariidae. The transcript has 5 exons. The record is from RefSeq and is a predicted model, not a curated record.
CACACACUCGCGCGCGCACCAGUAGUCAGUCCAGCACCGGAGCGUUUAACUACUUCACUCCAUUUCAGACUUUACGCACCGAGUGCUCGCGUUUAAAGUUGUAUAAAGGUUUUGUAGCGUUUGGAGCAGCUUUGUUGAAAAUGUAAUCUGAGCGUUAGGACCUUUAACUCGCCUUUUCCCCCCCGACUCCUUUUUGGGACGCGAUGGAAAAAGCUGUCCGAGGAUCGGUGUUUGUUCGCUGCAGCUCCUGAGCGCGGGAUGAACGGGGUGCGGGCGGAGGACGCGGACGGUAGCGGCGGCGCGCAGGAGCGCUACGGCAGUGUGGCGUAUGACACGGCGCUCAGCACGCUGCUGGCUGUGGCCGUGUACGUGGUGGUGAAGGGGAGCGUGGACGGGCUGCGACAGUGGCGCGCGCGCAUCUCACUGCUGGUUGUGGGCUCCGGCCCGGUGGGACUGACGGCGGCGCUGGUCGCUGUCCGCAGCGGGAAGGUCCUGAAGCUCACCGUGCUGGACGAGCGCACACGCAGCGCGCUGCUCUGCCGGCCGCAGCAGAUUGCCCUGGACCCCCGCAGCGUGCGCUUUCUGCUCAGUCUCGGCGUGGACUUCGACAACAUGGAGGGCUGCUGGCACAACGAACACUUCUUUACGCGGAUCGGUGUGUUUCAGGAGUACCUGCUCAGCGUGCUGGAGCAAAAGAAGCAGAAAGUCGACGUCAGAGUUCACUUGGGCACGAAGUUCACAGAUGAAUAUCUGAGGAGGAUCCCCAGUGGUGAAUGGCCUCGGGUUAUUGUAGUGGCCGAUGGCUCCUGUGGCGACUCCUGCUCUGUAUUGGGAAUCAGUUCGGAGUACAUCGUAGAGUCCUGUCAUGCAUAUGGAGCUAAUGCCACGAUAGAGAGACUGGACCAAAGACAGGUCCCCACACCAGAGAUCAGGGCUCAUAACCUGUACUUUGACCUGUCAGCAUACGGCAUUGACGCUGUUAAAGAACCUCGCAACUCAUCAACCUCAUCCAAGCCUGGUUUUCACCUCAAGAUCUAUGGAACAUAUCGGAACCGAUACAUGGCCCUCGCCUGCACGUCUGCAGACUCAAAAAUGCUGCGUUUCCUGCGUCACACGGCCAACUCCUCAAUAAUGAAGAACAUCUUUCACCAAUCCUUUAACGCUUAUAAGACAGAUAUUGAGCCCCGGGUGAGUGAGCUGACUCUGCACCGGAUGCAGUGCAGCCGCAGGCUUUUCGAGAUCAUGCUGUCUCACCGACGCAUCAGUGCAGCCUACAUUGAGGGUGACAAUGUGGCUGUCACCGUGGAGGGGGAGGCAGCCCGCAUGCUAAACUUUGAUACAGGUUGCGGGGUGAACCUUGGCAUGAGGGGCUUGGAGUCUUUGGGACUGUUUAUCUACAGAACUGCCACUGCUCAGGAUCAGAACGAUGUGUUUGAAGCUCUUUCAGCCAAAAUCCAGCACUCCAAACAUGUGGCCGAGAGCUUCAGACAAACUGGAUUGGCUGCAACGAUGUUUGAAUGAAUGGAUGUGUGAGAUGUGCGAGAGUUAGAUGCCGGGGAAACAGUGUUGUCUCUAAAAGCUUAUCAAUGUCAUGGUUUAAGUGAAGUGUAUUGUCAUGCUUUCGUUGUAAUAAGAAUUGAUGUAAGCGCUCAAAGGGAACCAAAGUUUGUGUAAAAGCUUUAGCUCUGUGAAGACUGAAGUGAAAAUUUCCUUGCAUUCAACAAUAAGUGUGUUGUGUGGAACAGAAAAAUAUCUGUGGUAUUAAAGUGGAGGAUAAUGUGAUCUAAAACUUAAUAUUAAGUUUUAAACUUAAGUUCACACACACAGUACUUGACUGUAUUUAGUACUAGGUACCACAUCUUCUCAAAUUGACCUUAUGAAUGUGUUUAUUCUUUUUUUUUAAUCACCAUGCUGUUGAUUGCACUGAUGCUUGUAAUUUCAAAGCUUGACGUUUUCAGAUCUACACCAUUUCAGCUCUGCUUUCUGCUUUCUAUCAUGAUCACUCAGGCCAAAAAUUAAUCACAUGAAUUGGAUCAUAAAUCAAUCAGUAACUGAAUUUCUGUUGGCUUGAUAUUGUACAGAAGUGCCUGGCAGAUAGUUAAGAAACCACAAAUGGAUACAUUUCCAUUGUUUAGAAUAUUUUGUAUGUAUAAAUUGGAUCGUAUA